Molecule: messenger RNA, 917 nt
Organism: Bursaphelenchus xylophilus (pine wood nematode)
Lineage: Eukaryota; Metazoa; Nematoda; Chromadorea; Rhabditida; Aphelenchoididae
Source: the annotation of a GenBank genome assembly
AUGGUUGCCACCUCCAAAAAUAAGCGCGCCGAGGGCACGUCCGGUGGGCCGAGAUUCCGUCGGUCCAAUUGGGCCGUUCCCUUUCGUGGGGCCGCACUUCCAUCGGCUUGUUUCACCUGCCUUCUCCAUUUCCUUCCGCCGAUUUCCCGUCCCUCCGGCGGGUUUUUUGUCAUUACUUCGCGCAAAGAGUGGCAGGUGAGAAGUCAAGUGGGCCGGCAGGGCUCGCGCGACUUGUUGGACGUGCCCUUCGGCUUUUCCUCUUAUUUGAAACCACUUCUGACGUGCGCCGCCGUUCUCCCCUCAAUCUGCAUUUUCCCCGGGAUAAGAUUUCAAGAGCACAGGUCGGCGCGCUCCCUUCGUUUUGGGCCGCUUUUGUCUGGGGGGACGCGCAAGCCGCGCCUCUCAUUAAAAGCGGCCCAAGUGCCGUGCCCUCGCAAACGAGAAAACAUUCGGCCGAGAUUCCAUUGUUCUAGCGUUGAUUGCAGGUCCGCUCGCGGCCCUCCCGAAACGUUCGUUCAAUUCCACAAUUUGUCAACGCUAAUACUCCUCCUACGCCUUUGCCGAUUUAUGGUACCGUAUCAUCGGUGGGGCGAGGUGCGCGGAUCGCUUGGCGGAACGGCGCCGAUAACUCAUCGGUGCGGGUGGGAUUGAACUUGUCAGGGCGCGGCGAAGCCCUUCGGUGGGGACGGCCCGCCCGCCUGAAGAAGGUCGGAAGUGGCGCGAAGAAGCCGAAGACACGAAGAGAGUCGGCGCGCCACCGUGCCCGCCCCAGAAGCCUGAAGCGGGGCGAACGCGACUCGGAAGACGCCGGUGGAAGCGGACGAAGAAGACGAACAAGUCCUGAAGGCCCCGCCGGUAGACCAAGAAGCUGGGAAGACGAAGCAAAAAGACGGCGCAGAGAAGUCGUCGCCUUCUGA